Aspergillus pseudonomiae is the source of this 1083-nucleotide messenger RNA. RefSeq names its product amidohydrolase family protein. The record is from RefSeq and is a predicted model, not a curated record. Gene Ontology annotation, cellular component: cytoplasm; cytosol. The coding region runs from base 1 to 1083 and encodes 360 amino acids. Gene Ontology annotation, molecular function: hydrolase activity; carboxy-lyase activity. The transcript has a single exon. Gene Ontology annotation, biological process: secondary metabolic process. Lineage: Eukaryota; Fungi; Ascomycota; Eurotiomycetes; Eurotiales; Aspergillaceae.
AUGCGUAUAUCGAGCAGCCUUCUUUUUACAACACUUCUGAGUGGUCUUUCAGGCAGUGCCCAUGCUCAUGGAACCAAGCACCACCACCGCCUCCGCGACGGGUGGCACCUGACAGAUACACACAUCCAUGUGCUUCCUCCGUUCUACGUUGCCGCAGUGGCCAAAGCCGGUGGUGAUCCCUCCGGAUUCCCAACGCCCGAGUGGUCCCUGGAAGGGACAUUGCGCAGCAUGGAAAGCGUAGGGUCUAAGAAGGCCGUCGUAUCUCUGUCAACCCCUGGGGUUCCUGUCAUGGGAACUGGGAAAAAGGCUCGCACCCUCUGUCGCAACGUCAAUGACUUCCUGGCGAACCUCACGCAGGAAGCUCCCACUCAUUUAGAAUUCUUCGGGGCUCUUCCGGACUGGCGAGAUGUUGAUGGCACUCUAGCCGAGAUUGACUAUAUCUUCAAGACUCAAAAGGCAGCUGUUGGGGUUGGGAUGUAUACUGCGUAUGGGGAUAUGUUACCCGGCGAUCCGACCUUUGAUCCGAUAUGGGAGAGACUGAACAUGUACAAGGCAUUAGUGUUCAUGCAUCCUGGAGUCAUGGAUGUGAAACCCGCCUUUGUCGCUGGGGUCUUGCCACAGCCUAUCAUUGACUACCCCCAACAGACCACUCGCGCGGCCGUCGACCUAGUGCUUCGCGGGGUUCGUACACGCACGCAGGAUGUGGACCUGAUUCUAUCUCAUGCAGGCGGCACCCUUCCCUACCUAUCCACUCGUGCAUUGGGAAGUCUUGUGGUACCACAAGUUUCCAGUGCCGUGAACGUGACCAUACCUCAGGUCAAGGCUGAAUUCCGCCGCUUCUACUACGACAUUGCCCUCAGUACCACCGAGACCCAACUUACCGGGCUGUUGUUAAAUACGGAUACAUCGCAUGUGUUGUACGGAUCCGAUUAUCCCUAUGCCCCUGCGGUGGCGAUUGCAGAGGGCAAAGUCAGCUACCUCUCCUUUGCACACAACCACCCAGAACUGGGCCCCGACAUCCUUUCGAAAAACGCCAAAGAUCUACUCGUCAAGCAUAGGCUCUCGGCAAAUCUGGAUGAGUAG